AUGCUCCUCUCCAACAUCACAGACUCUAUGACAGGAGGAGUUCCCCUCUCGGUCAACUUCGACAGUCCUGAGGAUUAUUUCAUCUUUAUUUUCCAGAUUCUAUUCGCUACAACUACUGUUCUCAUAGCAGGAACAGUAGUCAUUGGUAUCUUUGCCACCAGAGCGCUUCGCCUCCAAAAUAGAUUUAUUUUCAUGCUCAACACCAGUAUUUGUGAUACGCUGGUUGGGUUUUCAGUGUAUUAUCUUGGUCUGUUUGAUGUUCAGGAAGGAUUUCCUUCUAGAAAUGGCACUUAUAACAUGUUACCCUCUCUUCUCGGUGUUAACAUAAUGACAUUUUUAUUUGCACAGUUUGACCGAUACUUUGCUGUUUGUCAUCCAUUCAUCUACACGCGCUUUAUAAGCCGAAGAGUGGUUAUCUCUGCAAAUGUCUAUUGUUGGCUUCAAAAAACAUGUCUAUGCUCAGUCCACCGUUUUGAGCUUUCCUGCCAAUUUCCAAAUCAUACCAGCCUGUAAUGUUGUCCAAGUAUUGCCACUUUACAAAUUAUUGUGCUCACCAAAGUGGUCAUGACCAUCAAACUGUAUGUUGUUGCCAGGUACCAGCUAGAGAGAGACCCUCCCAGCGCAGAGAGAGAAAACAACAAGGAGUCUUUGAGAAUUAUCAUUUUUGUUGUCAUAAGCUUCUUGGUGUUGUGGGGCCCCUCUUUUGUGAAUAUCGUCCUCAGGCUGCUGAUAGGAACGGGGCUGACAUUUAGAAACGAGGCCACCAAUAUUUUUGCCAUCAUGGCUCGUUUAAACGCUGUGUGCACACCGGCGGUGUACUUGUGGGGGAGUCCGGCUCUGAGAGAAGCCACAGUGAGGACAGUGUGGGGCAGAGUGUGUCCGAGGUGCAACAGGAGGUAA
Molecule: messenger RNA, 900 nt
Organism: Morone saxatilis (striped sea-bass)
Lineage: Eukaryota; Metazoa; Chordata; Actinopteri; Moronidae
Product: G-protein coupled receptor 161-like
Exons: 1
Biological process (GO): G protein-coupled receptor signaling pathway
Cellular component (GO): membrane
Molecular function (GO): G protein-coupled receptor activity
Source: RefSeq, a predicted model, not a curated record